Spizellomyces punctatus DAOM BR117 is the source of this 1308-nucleotide messenger RNA. RefSeq lists its product as uncharacterized. Lineage: Eukaryota; Fungi; Chytridiomycota; Chytridiomycetes; Spizellomycetales; Spizellomycetaceae. The transcript is spliced from 5 exons. The record is from RefSeq and is a predicted model, not a curated record. Bases 1 to 1308 code for a protein of 435 amino acids.
AUGUAUAGUAUACGCCAGGAGAAUGGCGACGCGGGGAAUUUGGCCGUCAGCCGCAGUCGUAUUGAUACAAACAAGCAGCAUGUCUGUCCUGUCUGUGGGCAACCCGCCGCCGUGGUGGAGCUGCGAAAGGAGGUUGAUGAUUUACCGCUGAUACCAGAAGAAGUGGAGAAAAUAUUCAUCCCCGCAAUUGUUCACCUUGAGGAUACAGUGAAAGUCUGGAAACUGCAGUACGGAAAUGCAGUAAGACUCCUACGCUACUUGAAGAUCAAAACGAGCGAGUACAACCGGAAAUAUCGAGAGGCCGUGAGGUAUAUGUCCAAAGAGUCGUAUGCCAGAUCUACACAUAAACACAUUUUUUUCAGAACAUUAAAUAAAGCGCAGGAUGAAAUAAUGACCCAAAGGCAUCAAAUGGAGCUCCUGAAGCAGAGCAUCGCAACUGAAUCGCCCACGCGACUCAAAGAAGUUCCCAAAAAUAAUGGUAUUCCUUUAACAGAGCGGAGCCCGACAACAGGGAACUCAAGACCUAACAGUUCGCGAUCACUCGGUACCUCACCAAGCCGCAAUUCAAAACGGGCAAUCCAGACGCCAAAUCCUCCUUCGAGACUUAGUUUACGACCGAAUUCCCGAGGGGUCAAUGGACCUGGCAGCAUAAAUGGUGUAAAUCAUUUCCAAGAUGUUGCAGCAGUAUCAUUUCAGCCUGAUCCAAUGGACCUUCAGAGCAAUCAAGUAAUGUAUCCUCAUUCGCAUCAACAAAACGAUGCCACGUUCGCAAAUCAGAACCAUUAUCGAACUCCGCUGUACGCCAACCACGACUCAUACAGGGGAAUUGGACCUGGGACAACUGCUGAAGUGGCCACUGGUUACCAUCAGACUCCCUGGACGGGUCACUCUCACUUCAACUCACGUCCAACGAACGGUGCAACAUCACCGCGUACAACUCAAAAUCAGUUUAAUCCGAUCGGACCUGGCAAUAUAGCGCAAACUAGUAAUGCCGGAUACAUGGCGAAUGGCAUUCCGCGCACGCCUGUGAAAAACAGCUCCAGUAUGGGAUCUUUUAAUUCUAGACCACGUACUGCAAUGCGGGUACCUUUUAACCCGCAAGGGCCUGGGUCGAUUAUGUCCAGCAGCAUGACGAGUCCAUUGCUCAACCGAUCUUCCGGCGCAGCGAACGAGUACAUGCAAAAUUCAUUAGGGCUACCGAGCUAUACGACCACGCCAAUAUCAGGUGCCAGUUUUCAUGACGGUCGUACUAUGUUGACACGGAAUAGAAAUGCGUUUCCUCGGGCAGGAGGUUCGGCCUAUAUGUAG